AUGGAGACCUUCCUUCGUCUCGAUCUGGUCUCUGACAUCUCCUCAACUCCAAUCAUGCACCUUCCUAGGGACCAUUCAUCUGUUGUAGACCCCAACUUCGGAGACAACACCAAGCACCCUGUUGACCCAGUCAACUUUGAUGGACUUGAUCCCAAGUUGAGCCCCGCCUGCAUUCGGACUCACGCAUUUACCCCCUCUUCCACAACCUCCGGGGUUUUUAACAAGGUCCCUGACUUCACCAACCCACCUCCAGACAAUCCACCCAUCCCCAUUGCCCCAGACAUUGAUGUGGCUGAGCCUAUCCCCAAUGUAGCCAUCACCCAAUUGGCUCAAGCUAUUGCCAGGCUGGCCUGCCAUGCCAGUCGUCCACCUCCCCCACCAUCUUCUGCUCUCCAGACUAAGUGUGAACUGAACUUUCAAGACCACCCUCUUGCUUUCGCUAGUGACCAUGCCAAGGUCAUCUUCGCACAGUCCUACCUCAAGGGCAUGGUGCUUGACUGGUUCAAGCCAGACCUACUGUUUGACCAAAACCCACUUCUUCAUCCACAUUGGAUGAACACCUAUCAAGAGUUUGUGAGUUUGUUGACAACAAGGACAAUGUUCAAAAUGAGCAUGAAGGAUGGCCAGUAA
This is a messenger RNA of Cantharellus anzutake, 630 nucleotides long. RefSeq lists its product as uncharacterized. Lineage: Eukaryota; Fungi; Basidiomycota; Agaricomycetes; Cantharellales; Hydnaceae. The record is from RefSeq and is a predicted model, not a curated record. The transcript has 3 exons. The coding region runs from base 1 to 630 and encodes 209 amino acids.